Messenger RNA from Oldenlandia corymbosa var. corymbosa, 2490 nucleotides. NCBI's taxonomy places the organism in Eukaryota, Viridiplantae, Streptophyta, Magnoliopsida, Gentianales, Rubiaceae. The record is from the annotation of a GenBank genome assembly.
AUGAAAACUCGUAAUGCGGCAGCAGCGGAGAAGAGUCGGACACCGCCGGCGAGGAAAGCCGCUGCUAAAACGCGUACUACUCCUGCUCCGGUCGACGCAGAACCGGCGAAAGAAGGACCUUCCACCAGAGGGAAACAGGCUAAGUCUACUGGUGUCGCCACCACUGAACAACCCUUACCAAGCAUCACCACACCUCCACCGGAACCGGAACCGGAACCACAACCCGCGCUUGCAGUAGUAGGGAAUGUUGUGGAAACUCAGGUGGCAUCAGAAAUUAAACCUGCAACGAAAACCAAAAAGGUUGUAAAGAGAGUGAUAAGAAGAACUGUUGGAAGCCACGGGAUAAACACAAAUUUGUUGAACGUGGAAGGGUCAACCAAAAACGCAGAAGUUGAAGGUGAAGCAGUUAAAGAGUCCACUGAGGUUGAUGAUGUGGAACAGAAACCCCCGGUGAAGGAUGCAGAAUCUGUUAGAAACUAUGAAAUAAGUAUAUCUGAGGUUGGAAAUCUAGGAGUAAAUGAAGAACCAAGAAUUGAAAGCGUUGGGGGAGAUUCUGUGGUGAAGUUGGAUAUGAUGAAUGUGGAAGAGUCAACCAAGCAAGAAGUUGUUGAUUCCUUUAUGGAAAGUGUCACAAAAUCUCCAGAAAAACAAGAAACUGCUACAAUAGAAUCUAGACCAUUGGAGGAUCAAGAAGUUGCUGCUACCGGGAAGGAGAAAGAGGAGUUUGUUGCACAGCCAGAUGAAGAGAUGAAAACCUCUGAGGAUAAUGUGGGGACGAUAUGUCAAGAAGAUGACACGGAGGACUACGCAAAUGAGGAAAAGACUGAUUUUGAUGGUCUUUUAGAGGAAGGAGACCAUGAGAAGAUAGAGGGGGUUGAGGAUAUGAACGAUGAAGAAAUUCGUGAAAAUGAUAUGGAGCAAGGUGAAGAAGUUCUUGAAGAGGAUCGUACAGAACUGAAUGCUGUUGCCAAGGAGAAUAAGUUAAGGAAAGAGCUGGAGAUUUUUGUUGGUGGGUUGGACCGUAGCGUUACUGAAGAAGAUUUGAAAAGGGUCUUCCAGAAUGCUGGGGAGGUUGUUGAUGUCCGCCUUAACAAGGAUCCUUCCACUAACAAGAAUAAGGGAUAUGCAUUUGUGAGAUUUGCCACUAAGGAACAAGUAACUCGCGUUUUGUCAGAAAUGAGAAACCCUGUGAUACGUGGGAAGCGAUGUGGUGUUGCUCCAAAUGAAGGCCAUGAUUCAUUGUUUGUUGGCAAUAUAUGUAAUACGUGGACUAAAGAAGCCAUACAACAUAAGCUGAAGGAUUAUGGCAUAGAAGGUGUUGAAAAGAUAACUCUAGUAGCAGAUCCGAAACAUGAAGGGCUUAGUCGAGGUUUUGCUUUCAUUGAAUUCUCUUGUCAUGCUGAAGCAAUGCAUGCAUAUAAAAGACUUCAAAAGCCCGAUGCUAUUUUUGGCCAUCCUGAGAGAACUGUCAAAGUGGCUUUUGCUGAACCUCUACGUGAACCAGAUCCAGAGGUGAUGGCCCAGGUAAAAUCUGUAUUUGUUGAUGGGCUCCCUCCUCAGUGGGAUGAAGGUUGUGUUAGAGAUAAAUUUAAAAGUUUUGGAGAGAUUGCAAAUGUUGUGUUGGCACGGGACAUGGCAACAGCCAAAAGGAAGGAUUUUGGAUUUGUUGAUUUCACCACACAUGAAGCUGCUGUUGCAUGUAUUGAGAGUGUAAACAGCAUGGAAUUGGUUGAUGGGAACUCAAAGGUUAAAGUGAGGGCAAGACUUUCAAAUCCCUUACCUAAAACUCAGGCUGUUAAAGGUGGAAUGGCUGGAGGUUUCCGGAUUGCGCGAGGCAGUGGAGGAACUACUUCAAGAAUUGGAAGGGGGUCUGGACAAGGUGGACAUGCUUUCAGCCGUCCAAACUUUCAUUAUGAUAGGAGUUUCUAUCCCCGCGGGGCUGGUCAGAGUAGUGGCCGGGGGUUUGUUCGCCCGCAUGAUCAUGAUAGUCCAUACGGACAUGGUAUUCGUGGAAGACAUAACUCUGAACAUGAGGGACGAUGGGGUUUCGGGGGUCCUCAUCAAGACUAUAUUAGAGGUCCACCACCAAAUCAGCCUAACUUUGAUAGAAUCAGGCAUGGUGGUGAGCCUGGCCGUGGUGCUUAUGAUCCGUUGAGGAGGGAGCCUUUCCAUCCCGAAGUAGGAUUCAACCGACCGUAUCUUGGGAGGCAUAUUGAUGAUCGUUAUUUUUACGACCCGAGCCGUGGCAUGAAAAGACCAUAUUCAGUGAGGGAUCAGGAUCAGGAUCCUGGUUAUCCAGAGCCCAUUCCUCAACGACCUCGAUUUGAUUAUCCUGACCCGUCAGCUUCUUUUCAUUCAAAUCGUUACCGAGAUGAUUUUGGACCUGACAGUGGACGUUUUCAACAUAAUUAUCAUGGUCCUGAUUAUGAUAGACGUGCAUAUCCGCCAUUUUAUGGAGGUCAUCGUCCUUAUGGGCGUGGAUACUAUUAG